AUCGCUAACUUUCUAUUUCCGUGCGCAGAUAAUUGUAAAUAUUUACGCGAAAAAUUGCACUCGAAACGCACGAAAAUAGUGAAAAAUGAAGCAAUAAAGUGUGGGCUGGAUUGCCUCCCCCCUGCUGACCACAAAAACGGCGGUAAAUGCGCGAAAUCCGAGCUGCAAGGACGCGAACCUAGUCCGCAGAUCUGCGGAAGUGUUGGUACAAGUACAAGCACUUAAUUGUAUUUGUAAUUGUAAUUGCCCAAGUGAAGUGCCAAAAAAAAGCAGCGCUGCAAAUGCUGCAGGCGUAAGAGCCCACGUAAAUAGGGCGCUGCAAGGUGAUAAUGGGCGUGGCGAGACGAGGCUUGGAGAGCGGAAGAUAGCAGCCAAGACGAUGACGACGAUCAAAGCCAAAUUCAUCAGCUUUUAAAUAUUUACAAAAAACAGGCAACAUUCAAAAUACUCACCAGACAAAAGCACAAAACGAGAUAGCAAACGCAACGCACACGGAGGAGCAGUUAUCAGCGGACCAGCGGCUGUAAAAGCCACCAAAUCUUACGCACACACAUACAUAAUGUGGCUGCGGCAGAGCAGCGGCAGCGGCGGGGGCGUUGCCUCCGCUGGACACGGCGGCCCACUCCGCCAGCGACCCAUCGACGCCGCCACGGACUGCGAUCCGCGCGCCUGCUACGACAGCUUCUGCAAGCACUGGCAGCAGGCCCACGAGAUCAUCCAGCACAGCGCUCCGCCCUCCCACGACGACGUCCUGGGCGUGGUCUCCCACCUGGACUACAUGGUCACCCUGCUGCUCGUCGAAUUGCAUCAUUGCAACAAGGUCUCGCUGCCGGCGGCCGAGGCCAGUGGUCCGCCGGCGGCUCCCUGCCUGGAAUUCCUGCUCAGCGAGAAUCUGCUGGACAAGCUGUACGAAUGGGCCUGCACCACGGGACGCUACGCGAACGCAGUGCGUCUGGAGCAGCUGAAGCUGUACGAACUGCUCGUCAGCCACUCGCGACACCAGCUCCUCUGCCACGAACCCUUCCUUCGGCCCCUGCUCAAGAUACUGGCCUCCAGCCAGGGCGAGAUCUUCCCGCCCGAUCUCGAGAAGCGGCUCGUCAUCCUGCUGAACCAGCUGUGCGUGGUCCUCAUGCAGAACGUCCACCUGCUGGACCUCUUCUUCUUCUCCGCCCAGACGCAGGUCCAGGAGCAGAUACUCAAUGGCAACGUGGCGCAGCCCAAAAGUGGAACCACAACCAAUUUCAUCAUCUUCUCGCUGCUCAUCCCGUACGUCCAUCGCGAGGGCAGCCUUGGCCACCAGGCCCGCGAUGCGCUGCUCCUGUGCAUGGCGCUUUCGCAGAAGAACUCCAACAUCGGCACGUACAUAGCCCAGUACUCCUCGAUCUGCCCGCUGCUGGUGACCGGCCUGGGUGGUCUCUACUCACGUCUGCCCAACAGCAUCGAGAUCAGCUCCAUUGACUGGCAUCGCAUCACGCCGGACGAUGUGACGGAGAUCCCCGAGCUGACGCUCUUCAUGAACGCUUUGGAGUUCUGCAAUGCCGUCGUUCAGGUGGCCCACGAGAUGAUCAAGCAGCAGCUGCUGGACUUCAUGUACCAGGGCUUCAUUGUGCCCGUCCUGGGACCGGCGAUCCUUCAGACACUGAAGGGCAAACAUUUUCAGACGAACAUCGACUCGCAAAUCUCGGCCAUGUCGUAUCUGGACCUCAUCCUGCGCUCCAUCACGGAACCCGGUUUGCUGCGCGCCUUCGUGCGCUUUCUGCUCGACACGGAAAAGUUUGACGGUGAACGGAUACUGGAUGCUCUGGUUGAGCGCCUGAACUCACCGGAUGCCAAUCUCUGCAUGGUCACGAUGGCCCUGUUUGACACCCUGCUGGGACUCCACUGCGAGGAUCUGAUGCUGGAGCUGCUGCUCAAGUUCAUGCUGCCCGGCAAGCAUGUGCCCAUCUCGCAUCGCCACAAGAUCAACAAGAUCGAUCCGUACUUGAACAGCAGUGAGUUCUUCCUGGACCUCUCGCCCGAUGUGAUGAAGCGGGCCCGGGAUCUGGCCAGGCCCAAGAGUGUCCACGAGCAGGUGGUGGGUGAUCUAACGCCGCUGCCCAGUCUCCCGUCGCCGGUGAUGAGCAAGACGAUCGGAGCCAACUGGAACUAUUACGGCGUGCACACUGGUGAUAGUUUGUAUGCUAAUAUCCAAGCCUAUCUCUUCGAGGCCCACUGGCGAAUCGCCCAGUGUCAAAGGGAUUGCCUCAAGUGGGCCAACAGCUAUCGCUACCAAAAGUGGCCACGCCACGGACAGGGAAAAGUUCACGCCCACGCCCUGGAACUGGCCAGGCAGUUCUUCAGCGAAUUCGGAGGAGGUGGAGUAGCUGUUAUCCCCAGCGAGUCGGGUGAGAAGCAGCUGGAUAGCUUGCAAUCGAUAGGCGAGUCCAGCGGCUACGAGUCCUUCAAGUGGCGACCGGCGGACGAGGAGAGCGAGGCCACGGAUUCGACCUUGGCCACCACAGCCAGCGAGGCGGAGCUGGAGCACAACAGCAGCAGCAUUAGCAGACGAGAAGCCUGGCGCGUAUCGCACAACAAUCGCAAUGAGUUGCUACUGACGGAUCUGGAUUUCUCGGAGGAUUUGUUUGCGCAGGGCACCGUAAGCUUGGGUCCCUUUCUGAAUGCCAUCUGGGGCAAACUGCAAACCUUCACGAGCAACUCGCUGUAUGUCAAUCUUCACCUGACCGGGCUGAUAACCCGCUUGGCCUGGUAUCCCCUGCCCUUGAUUCACUCGCUGCUGCUGCGCUCUGACAUCGCCAUCACCUCGGAUACGCCCUCGUUUCACCAGGUGCUGCGUAUUUUGAAGCAACAGAUAGAUGCUGAGCUGCCCGUGACGGAGGAUUCGCUGGAGAUCAUUGAUGUGGCGCGUUCGUCACUGAUUGAUCGCGAGUUUCGUUUGGCCAACGCAAGGAAGGGCAAUGAGGGCUCGCCAAUGCAUCACAAUCAACAGCAGCAGGUGGUCAGCAAUUCCGGCCAGCAGCAGGGACAACUGCGGUCCGCCUACGCGACUCUUUCGGCUGCCACGCCCGUGCAGGCCACGCCCACCAGCGCCUACGAUCCCUUUAAGCGAAGCGACAACAAGAGGCGCAGCAUAAGCAAAUCCAUCACCAGCAUGUUUAGCAGGAAAUCAAACUCCUCGUCGACGGCGCCUCCGAAUGGCUCCCCCGCUUCAUCUGGCUUAUCACAAAUUUACGCAUUCUUCACCGGAGCUGCUUCGAACCUGGUGGGGAAUAAUGCCAGUGCCGAGGGAAGAGGUUUUCCACAAGGGCAGACGGGCGGCGGCACAUGCGAGACCAGCUUGAGUACGCAACCGCAAUCGGGAGCAUCACGAAUUGGAGCCACGACCACCUCGUCAGCGGCCUCUGGGAGCAGCAGCAGCAUCGGGGGAUCCACCCAAACCCUCUCCGCCCAGUCGAACGCCACCAACCACUCGACGAGCACGCUGCACGGCCUGGACGGAGGCCCGUCGACUGGUGGCUUCAACUCCGAACCAGUGUCCCUUGACUCGGUGGCCUCCAUGGGAAUUAUCGCCAGCACGAGCGGCACCGAACGAUCCCGGGACUUGGCCCUGUGCGCCGUGCUCAUGGAUGAGUGGCUCAAGGAGCUGGCGGCCAUCGCCCAGGAGCAGAGCGUGGUGCUGGUCACGGAGCAGGCGUCUUUAUGAUCGCUUGGAAGAGAUAGCACAGACGACUUGUGUAUACAUAUUUUACGGAUUUGUUGCCCCUUGUUUGUUUUAACCAACUACUCUUACGAAAUUAUUUCUUUUUACCUGUUAAAUUAUCGAUAUUUAUAUUUUAAACAACCAUUUUUAACGAACAAUGCCGCAAUGUUGAACAGAUUUACAGAAUAAUGCACACGGACUCAACGACAACAACAACAAAAAAAGAACACUCAAACACGCGUUAAACAAGCUAGAAUGUAGGUCUAAAGUUGUAAGUGGAUUAGGACGGUGGAUUUUAAGUGUUCAGAUGUAAACAAAUAUUCUAAUUAACAGCCGUACGCAAGAUUUACAACCUUUAUAGAGAGAAUUAUAUAACACACAUACCAUGUAUACAUAUGUAUUUUUGCAAUAUAUUUUAUGCUUUUAUGUACAUACAUACGAUCAAAUUACACACGUUAUGUAAAGCUGACUUGAAAGUAUUAAAUUGGUCCAAGUAAAUGCACAGCCAA
Messenger RNA from Drosophila takahashii, 4206 nucleotides. RefSeq names its product FHIP family protein GG24907. The record is from RefSeq and is a predicted model, not a curated record. NCBI's taxonomy places the organism in Eukaryota, Metazoa, Arthropoda, Insecta, Diptera, Drosophilidae.